AUGCUGUGGCGGGCUCGGACGAGGCGAUCUGGGCGCCUCUAGCUCGCGAGAGCUGGAGAGGUUCCUCGUCGCUGCGACCGCAAUCUUCAGCAGCACGGCUCGGGUCGAGAAGCUAUAUUCCGACUCGACGCGCUGGGGGGCAGUCCUUGCAGCGGCCAGGGUCACAGUUCCAACCAUCAAGUCCGCAAAUGUUACGCUUCCCGAAUUGCUCUCGCUUCCUCAUCGCCUCCCUUCACCCUACGCCGAAGAUGCCAAGGACGCAUAUGACGAUGCGCACGCAGUGGCGCAGUUUGCGCAGAUCGCGGACCUGUGUACUGGAGGGACGAUGGGAAGGGAUGGGCUCUCGUUGGUCAUCGACGCGGGUUCCGGCAGCACUCUGAGGAACCCGCCCUGCCGCACGAGCACGUGUGGUCGCGCGUGGGUCAGAAGCUCAGGGCGAAAGCUUUGCUGUGCAAGACCGCGGUGCGACCCGCUCGGAUACCUUCCAAGGAGGCUCCCCAUUCUCGGUGCUUCGUCGGUUUGUGAACGUGGUUCGGUUCCCAGGGAAGGAGGAUCGGGUCAAGUGUUUCUCUGUUACGACUUCUCAGAGCGAUAGGGAGAUGGCUUCACGACCGGUCCGCGUCUGCUGUGGAGCGGGACACCCACUGGCGGCUCAUGUACGACGUGACGCCGACGCGCAGGAGGCAGCACACUCAGGGCCAUGCCUCUUCGCCGUCGUGUCUGUUCUGUGGCAAGCAUACAGCGGUCAUCGAGACGGUGUCGCACCAAUUUUUUGGGUACUCGGCCAGCUUCUGGGGUCGGGUGCUACGCAUUCUACUCGACAAGAUCGGCAUCGAGAAUGCCGAUGUCGUUCCGUCGACGUUCACCCAGGAGCAGCUGACUAUGGGGCUUCCCCUUUUACGGGGUCGUGGAAGAACGACCUCGAAAUGGAUGUGGGUUCGGUUGGCCUGUGCGAUCGGCUUCCAGCGGCUGCACCUGGUCCGCUGGCGCGUUCAUCAGCGGUUCCAGGAGGACGGCGUCGUAGCCCCUUCCUCAAUUCCCCGCGCGCUCAGAGCGUUUGACCCUUUCAGGCAGGCUUUGUUCCUGGGGCUCGAGAUUGGGAGCUGUGGAUACCGAGUUAA
This is a messenger RNA of Microbotryum saponariae, 1121 nucleotides long. The record is from the annotation of a GenBank genome assembly. NCBI's taxonomy places the organism in Eukaryota, Fungi, Basidiomycota, Microbotryomycetes, Microbotryales, Microbotryaceae.